UGAUCUCGCGAGUUUUGCGGCAGUCGGCGGCCUGAGGUGGGAGCGGGCGCCGGUCUCUCGCUGAGGCGUCCGUCCGGGUGUAGGUCGGCAGCGGUCGGGCCCGCCGAGGGCGCAGCGCCGGGAUGAGCAUCCUGCAGAAGAUAUCGGAGAUCGAGGCCGAGAUGGCCAGGACACAGAAAAACAAAGCAACAGCUCACCACUUGGGGCUGCUGAAAGCCCGUUUGGCCAAACUUCGCCGUGAACUUAUUGCUCCCAAAGGAGGAGGUGGAGGAGGACCCGGUGAAGGGUUUGAUGUUGCGAAGACUGGGGAUGCCCGGAUUGGGUUUGUGGGUUUUCCUUCUGUUGGGAAAUCCACAUUACUAAGCAAUCUGGCUGGAGUGUACUCUGAGGUAGCGGCCUAUGAGUUUACUACUUUGACCACGGUACCAGGGGUGAUUCGCUAUAAAGGAGCCAAGAUACAGCUGCUUGACCUUCCAGGUAUCAUUGAGGGCGCCAAAGAUGGCAAAGGCCGUGGGCGACAAGUUAUUGCUGUGGCUCGAACCUGCAACCUAAUCCUGAUUGUACUUGACGUGCUGAAGCCCCUGGUACACAAGAAGAUAAUUGAGAAUGAAGUGGAAGGGUUUGGAAUCCGGCUCAACAAGCAGCCUCCCAACAUUGGGUUCAGGAAGAAGGACAAAGGAGGAAUUAAUCUGACAUCCACGUGUGUGCAGUCCGAGUUGGACAUGGAAACUGUGAAAAGUAUCCUUGCUGAAUAUAAAAUCCACAAUGCUGACAUCACAUUACGGAGCGAUUCAACAGCAGACGACCUGAUUGAUGUGGUUGAGGGUAAUCGGGUGUAUAUCCCAUGCAUUUAUGUUCUAAACAAAAUAGACCAGAUCUCUCUGGAGGAGCUGGAUGUCAUUUAUAAAAUACCACACUGCGUACCAAUUUCUGCACAUCACCGUUGGAACUUUGAUGAUCUCUUGGAAAAGUUAUGGGACUACUUGCAACUUGUUCGUAUUUAUACCAAACCCAAGGGGCAGUUACCUGAUUACACUUCCCCAGUUGUAUUACCACAUCGAAAAACUACGGUUGAGGAUUUCUGCAUGAAAAUCCAUAAAAACCUAAUUAAGGAGUUCAAAUAUGCUUUGGUGUGGGGUUCCUCUGUGAAAUACAAUCCACAGAAGGUCGGCAAGGACCACGUGAUGGAAGAUGAGGAUGUAAUUCAGAUAGUCAAGAAGUAAAAUGGGACAUGAUUUCCAUCUUUCAUCAAAGUUCCUCUAUCCUAUUUCUUUGAUGGUAUCAAUUUAUCACAUGAAGCUCUGCACAAUGUAACAUGAUCUGGACUGGGCCCCUCCCUUCAAACUACAGCCAAAGUGUUUCAUCCAAAAUAGUUGCAUAGGUGGAAGCAAAAGGAUCUUGAUCUUGACUUUAAACAUUUCAAUUGUAUAAUUCAGCCAAUAAAAGACAACUGGACAUUGCAACUUAGUACCAGAACAGAAUAUUAACUGCACCUAAUGUUUUGGCAGUAUUAAAUUAAGUACCAAUAAAAAUGCUUGAUAGCUUCUUUUAGGGUGGGGAUCAAAGACACUCUGAAUUGAAAAUUCUGGUUGCUUUCCCACUGUAUAGAGGUUCAUUGCAGAGGAAAGUGGCCACUUGCUCACUAAUAUUCUUCCUUGUAAGAUUAAGGUGUGUUAAAGUUUCCUAUCCUGACUUUUCAGUACGAUUUAUGGUUUAAUUUAGUCUGUCCUACCCAAAUCUGCACAGGGACUUAAACAUGGCAAGUAACUGCUGUCUCUGGUACUCAUGAGUGCCCUGUAACUAUUUUUGUUAAUCUGCCAUUUUGUCAGGGGAGGGGAGAGCAUCGCAUCAGGCACCACUUAAUUUUCAUGGAGGUUAUGCAUCUAUUUAAAAGUGUAUUCACAUGUUGGGGAAAGUAAACUUAAUACCUAGUAUUCUUGUACCUAUUAUCAGCUCAGAUCUUAGAAAAUAGAAUCAGAUCCAUUAACCAGCAGUAAUUAGAUCUGUGUGCAUUUGGGUUCAAUUUUGAUUGGCUUAAUUGUUUAAAAACCUGUAACUCCUGGAAGCAAGUACAGGAAGAGUAUAGAAAGACAUGCACAGGGUUCAGAAUGCACAAGGGAGUGGAUUAGUCCCUGCCAUAGUAGGAAGACAGUUUCAGGGGACUGCAUAAACAGAGGAAGCUAGCUGAAGAGGAUGGGACAGAGGCAGAUUAGAGUUGUAGAUGGCUGAAGUAGAAUAUAGCUGUUAGAGAAUAUGGUUCAGAAAGGAAAAAAAAAGUGCAAGAUAUUAAAUCCAUCUAUUAUUUACAACCUUGUGCUAAAAGACACUGUCCUUGUACACAUUUUGAAGUGUAAUCAAAAUGGCUUGAUGAUAGUUUCAGGAGCCUUGGCAUCAAUGAACCAGUUAUCUAGAAAUAAUUCAGGAGGACCUAUGACCAAACAGUUUCACCUGCUUUUGGGUGAAUUCCUUCUCCCUACAGCCAGUCUGCUGUUGAUUGCAGGGUCAAUAUUAAAAAACACCCAAGUGCCAAUUAAGAAAUCUGGCAAAGAUCUCAUCCAAGGAAGUUCAUUGCAGGUUAAGGUAAUAAAGUGGUUUUAAAAUAAAAAAAAGGGUUUGGAGGCACAGAAUUCAAAACCAGGACAAUUCUGGUAACCAUAAAUCAUGGGUUAGGCACCAGCUACUGUUGCAUCUAAUUCCAGAAACAUUUCAGGACAAAGUCAAGAGUUGGGUGCAAGUGUGAAGGGGGUGUACUGAAAGGUGCAAGACCUUGGGAUAACAACUGAAAAAUAGGAUUACUAGAGUAGAGCAGUGUAGUCGAUUUCAAUUGUUAUGCUUCCCUUUAACAAAUUGUUUUUUUUAAAAUAAAGCUAAUUUUUGGAUUGGG
Pristis pectinata (smalltooth sawfish) is the source of this 2884-nucleotide messenger RNA. It is a transcript of the gene drg1, whose product is annotated as developmentally regulated GTP binding protein 1. The transcript is spliced from 9 exons. Gene Ontology annotation, molecular function: GTPase activity; GTP binding. The coding region runs from base 123 to 1223 and encodes 366 amino acids. Gene Ontology annotation, cellular component: cytoplasm. The record is from RefSeq and is a predicted model, not a curated record. Gene Ontology annotation, biological process: cytoplasmic translation. Lineage: Eukaryota; Metazoa; Chordata; Chondrichthyes; Rhinopristiformes; Pristidae.